AAGACUAAGUAAUACAAUUAAUGGUUUCAGCAUAUUCCAAAAAACUUUAGCCGAAACGCACGAUCCAUGUUUUCUCCUUCUUCUCUCCUUUGAAACACACCCUCUUCCUCCGUCGUCUCUGCCACCGUCCGCCGCCGUCGCUCACUAACAAGUGUCCACCUACGAAUUUCACAUGGCAACUGCAGCUUUCUCUAUUAGCCAAGUCUUCCACUUCUCCAGUUUCCCAAGAAGCUCACUCCAAAGAAAUGGUCUACGAAGCUUCACUCUUCUUCUACCAUUCUCCUCUUCCUCUUCUAAGCUUGACCAAAAGAAAUGGAGGCAGCCUAUUGUUUCAUCGCUGGAGCUUGGAGGUGUCAAGAUUGCCAAACAUGAUGUUGUGAGGGAUGAUCCUACAAAUAAUGUUCCGGAUACAAUUUUCUCCAAGCUUGGAAUGCAACUCCACAGAAGAGAUCAACAUCCUAUUGGGAUUCUUAAGAAUGCGAUUUAUGAUUACUUUGACACUAAUUACUCCAACAAGUUCGAUAAGUUUGAUGACCUAUGUCCAUUGGUUACUGUAAAACAGAACUUUGAUGAUGUACUUGUUCCUGCCGAUCAUGUGAGCCGAAGUUAUAAUGACACAUAUUAUGUUGACUCACAAACUGUUUUGAGGUGCCAUACAAGUGCUCAUCAGGCGGAGUUGCUAAGAAAUGGACACACUCAUUUUCUUGUAACAGGAGAUGUUUAUCGUAGGGACUCCAUUGACUCAACUCAUUACCCUGUUUUUCAUCAGAUGGAAGGUGUUCGAGUGUUUUCUCCAAAUGAUUGGGAUACGUCUGGGAUUGAUGCCACAUCUUACGCUGCUAAAGACUUAAAGGAGUGCCUUGAGGGUUUGGCACGCCACUUAUUUGGCGCUGUUGAAAUGCGCUGGAUUGACACAUAUUUUCCAUUCACCAGUCCAUCAUUUGAACUUGAGAUCUUUUUCCAGGAAAAGUGGUUAGAGGUUUUGGGAUGUGGGGUUACGGAGAAAGAAAUAUUGCAAAGAAGUGGGAAAACAGAUAAUGUUGCCUGGGCUUUUGGGCUUGGAUUAGAGCGGCUAGCAAUGGUUUUAUUUGAUAUACCAGAUAUACGCCUAUUUUGGUCAGCUGAUGAAAGGUUUACUUCUCAGUUUUCAUCUGGCCAUCUGGGUGUUAAAUUCAAGCCAUUUUCCAAGUAUCCUCCUUGUUACAAAGAUAUUAGUUUUUGGAUUGAUGAAUCAUUCACGGAAAACAAUUUAUGUGAAGUUGUUAGAGAAAUUGCUGGAGAUCUUGUUGAGGAGGUGCAACUCAUAGACAAUUUCACAAACAAGAAAGGAAUGACAAGUCACUGUUACAGGAUAGCAUACCGCUCCAUGGAGCGUUCGCUGACCGAUGAGGAAAUUAAUAAGCUUCAGUGGGAUGUAAGAGAACGAGCAGUGAGCAAGUUGAAUGUUAUCCUCAGAUGACAGUCGAGAGAGUAGCACAUUAGGCAGCCUAAAUCAAGUCCUAUAUGUUGGCUCUAUAAGGACUGAGUUUUAUGCUGCCAAGUUCAUUUUUGGCUUGUGGCAACUUGCGCUUCCAAGCAUACAAGGUGAUGUAGAUAUAAUUUAAAAUAAAAAGAAGUAAUUGUUGUCAUUAUUUUUCACUCAGGCAUAACUUAAAAUUGUUUUCUAUUUUCGUGAUGACUGGUGCAUGUACAAGUUUGUUUUGUACCCUUACAAUUCAAUUGCCUUUGACACGAUAAUGAAAUUAUAAAAAAAUUGGGUUUUUUUUUA
This is a messenger RNA of Humulus lupulus (European hop), 1768 nucleotides long. Its product is annotated as phenylalanine--tRNA ligase, chloroplastic/mitochondrial. The record is from RefSeq and is a predicted model, not a curated record. The transcript is spliced from 10 exons. Lineage: Eukaryota; Viridiplantae; Streptophyta; Magnoliopsida; Rosales; Cannabaceae. Gene Ontology annotation, biological process: phenylalanyl-tRNA aminoacylation. Bases 173 to 1459 code for a protein of 428 amino acids. Gene Ontology annotation, cellular component: mitochondrion; cytoplasm. Gene Ontology annotation, molecular function: ATP binding; phenylalanine-tRNA ligase activity; tRNA binding.